Rhizophagus irregularis DAOM 181602=DAOM 197198 is the source of this 625-nucleotide messenger RNA. The record is from RefSeq and is a predicted model, not a curated record. Lineage: Eukaryota; Fungi; Glomeromycota; Glomeromycetes; Glomerales; Glomeraceae.
AUUCUAAUAUGACUUUAUGUUUAUUUAAUCAAUACAAUAAUGAGUUUUGUGAAGAUAGACAAACAAUUAUGGAACAGAAACUCAUCUAUGGAAAAUUACAUGGAAUGUAUAAAAAAGUGUUAAACAAGGUUUUAGGAUCUAAUUCUAAAUCAGAACAGCUUAUCAAUCUGUUACAAGAAUUCAUGGAAGAUGGGGAAUCAGAUUUCGAAGAGUUGAAUGAAAUUAAUGAAAUUAAUCCAGAGGAUGAAAUAAGUGAUUAAGAAAAUGUUGAUCCUUUAACGCCAACAUUGCGAAAUCCGAAGAAAAGAUGUGGUAAAGGACGACCAUUGGGUACUAAAAGGUUCAAGUCAUCCACUGAGGCUCCUAAACCUAAGUCAAGAAACCAACGACAUUGCAGAAAAUGUGGAAAGGUUGGCCACUAUCAAAAAAAUUGCAAGGUACUAUAUCAUCAGAGUAUGUAAAUAUUAUGGUUUCUUACGCAAGUUACAUUAAAUUUUAUUUCUAUAACUAGGAACAAGAAAUUUAACAUCCGUAUGUGAAAGUUGGUCGGGAAUAAUUAAUUAGAAUGCAUGAAUAGAAAUAAUGUAUCAAUAGAAAAAAUGUAUUAAUUGAAAGAAUGUAUCGU